AAAAUAUACUUCGCAAUUCCUUAAAUAUGCUUGGGUGAUUUUCGAGUAAUUGGCUGUCUAAUUUUGGAGAACUUUCUGGAGAUUUAUGCAAUCAACACUACCAUUCUCCCCCCUAUAAAUAGGCCACCCAUCUCAUUCACUUCUCCCACUAAAAGAUCAUAGAAAGAGCAAGGGAGCAAAAGUAGACAAACAGGAGAAUCCAGCAGUGCGUUAGCAUCAUCAUCCAUCCAUGGUGAAGAGCAGCGGCAGCAGCAGAGUCCUUCAUACACCCAAGUCUUCCAUCCCGCUUCUCAGCACCACCAUGACCACCACCACCAUGACCAACCUCCAACCAAGGGUGGAAAGUAUUAGGAAGAGGCCAUAUAAGGGAGUGAGGAUGAGGAGCUGGGGUUCCUGGGUCUCAGAGAUCAGGGCACCCCACCAGAAGACCAGGAUCUGGCUGGGUUCCUACUCCACCCCUGAAGCCGCUGCGAGGGCCUACGACGCCGCCCUCCUCUGCCUCAGGGGCUCGUCGGCCGCCCUCAACUUCCCCACCUCCCUCCCCUACCACCCUCCCAAUACUGUCACCUCCCCAAAGUCCAUCCAGAGAGUCGCUGCUGCCGCUGCGAACGCCGCCACCCCCACCACCUCCACGCUCAGCCCUGCGAUCACCCCAUCGCCGUCUCCUCCCUCCCCUUCAUCUCCAUCUUCGCCAUCCGACACCACCCAAUACUCUCCAUCCACAACGACGACGACGACCAGCUCGAGCAGCUGCGUAGCGAGCACCAUGGAAAAGGAAUGGUGGGUCGACUUCGGAGCAUUCCAGUCACCGAUAUUUGUGGAUCAAAUUAUCAACCCGUCGAUCUCUCCUUGGGAGGAGUCGGAUGAGGAGGGAGACUUCAAACUAUGGAGCUUCUGCUAGAGAAAUAUUAUAUAUUUCCCCUCUCUAGAUUUAGAUGAGAUCUAGAGGAGGUGAUACUGACAGUAGGUGUCCGAUAGGUAAAGAUCCCAUGGAGCUACAUGGUUUUAGGUUCUUCCUUGGAGUUCCUAUAAUUGCACACAAACACAGGUUUUCAAUAUUUAUUUGCUUUGGCUCAAGAGGUGGCGAACGACAAGAGCUAUCGGAUUGUUUCGUCGUCGCAUGGAGUUCUCUUUUUCAUGGAUGUAUGGAUUCCAAUCAUAACUUGGGAAGUGUGCAAGUGAUCAGGGAUUCCUUUUUCCUAAUUAGAAAACUUUGGAGGGAAUAAAUCCAGAUUUCUCGUUUUUUUUUUUCAUGAGGAGGUGGCAAUGGCCGUUGGAUCGACAUAAUGGAUGGAGUGGAUGGCUCUCUGAUGGGAUGGGAAAGGGGAUCACUACUGUACCCCCUUCAAUGAGUAAUGCUAGCUGAGAUUUUCUUUGGGUGGUACGGUUUCUUUACUUCUGUAUCCUUUGGAACAUAUUCCCACGGUUCAAGUACUUGAUCACUUUUAAACUUUCUAUUGUUUCA
Messenger RNA from Phoenix dactylifera (date palm), 1465 nucleotides. Its product is annotated as ethylene-responsive transcription factor ERF014-like. Gene Ontology annotation, biological process: regulation of DNA-templated transcription. Gene Ontology annotation, molecular function: DNA-binding transcription factor activity; DNA binding. Lineage: Eukaryota; Viridiplantae; Streptophyta; Magnoliopsida; Arecales; Arecaceae. The record is from RefSeq and is a predicted model, not a curated record.